UCUCCAGAACACAGUAGCUAGCCUGUUAGCUAGGGCUUCCAAAGAUAUGAGCCGCGAAAGAAACCACAGUUUUACCGAAACAAGCCUUUCUCCUGACCCUCAAAACGCAUUCAUGGACACGCCGGUGUCUGCAGCGCGACCCGAUGAUGAUUUCUUGGAAUUCGAGCCCGACGAGGAGCUUCUCUGCUCGGUGAGCGACAUCACCGAACACCUUGGGAGAAACAUAACAGUGGUGCUCGAGACGGCGUUGUCCGAAAUCAGGAAAAUGGUCAGCGUCAGGAUACGGGUCCUGAAAAUGGAGCUUCGGGAGAAAACGGACGAAAUCGAAGUCCUAAAAGCAAGGCUAGAGGUGCAAAUAGACGGUAGGGACCCGUAUCCUGGCGGAAUGACCACCGAGGCGUCAUCUGUAUUCAGGAAAUCCGACUUCCAUUCAGGCAGCAAGCACAACAACAACGACCACAAGAAAGCCAAACCAGCCAUGCCUGGCGUAAAGAAAGAAAACAUCAAUGCCAUUUGCGACUAUCUGAUGAAAGAUAAGAAUUCACGGGGUGCUGAAGCAGACAGCGACCCGAGCAAUCCUUCGUCUGGUAGCGACAGGGACAGCCGCAACGACCCCCAGCCGCACUCCCUCAACCACCUGUGGCCGGACAGUGGCAUCCCUGGCGCGGGACCUGGGGACGGGGAAUCGGACUCGGCCACGGAUGACAUAUUCGACAUGUCGCUACCAUCUGGAAGCAAGCGGAUCCACGACUAUGAGUGGAUUACUGGGGUGGAGUACACGUCGGAUUUGAAAGGUAACCUCAUAAAAAAUUCACUGCACCAAUUAAUCACUAACCUCAUCAAUCACUCACUGUACUAAUCAAUCACUUGUAGGAUUAACAUUGGCAAUGGAGUAGGGACGAAUUUUGGAAUAUAUGCUGAUGUUAUCCAGUCCUGCAGCAUUGCAUGUGUCUCUAUGUAAAGAGGCUGUAUAGGACCACUGUACUUUUCUAUAAAAGGGCAUGAUUAAACACAAACCAUAUGUUUGUUUUCUGAGGUAUGAGGGAGCCAAAAUCUGAGAGUGCCACAACACCAGAUGAGGAAGAUGUUGAAGAGUGUGAUGAGUCAAAAGAAGAAGGGGAUGUUGGAUUGGAGUAUCCCCCAGUGCCUCUCUCCCAUGACAGCCACACCCCCAACUUUCCCCUGCACCCCCAGGGCUCUCCCGGAGGGGAGGGGGACAGUUCUUUGGAGGACCAUGUGGAUCGACUAGAACCAGGUGAGUGAAGAGAGGAGAUGGAAGACGUCGUAGUUGGCACACGUAAACAUCCUUUACAUCAGGGUUCUUCAAUUCCGGUCCUGGAGGGCCGAAACACUUCUGUUUUUUAUUUCUACCUGGUAGUUAAUUGCACUCACCUGGUGUCCCAGGUCUGAAUUAGCCCCUGAUUAGAAGGAGAGGAUGAAAAACAGAGGUGUUUCGGCCCUCCAGGACCGGAAUUGAAGAACCCUGCUUUACAUCGUUCAUUUUUGAUCUAUCAUCUUCACAUUUCUUUGCACCAUACAUUUUGAUUAUUGUUUUAGUUAUUUUUUGCAGCCUUCUGACCAAUCCUUAUUGUCGUCGGCUGUAUGCUCCUAUUGCAUGCUGAUGAACUAGAGGACAGAGUGCAAUAACCAUAAUCAUUACAUUUGUCUACUCUGUUCACAGGUCAGCAGUUUCCCUCCCACACAUACCUCUGCCCUCUGUGUGGAACCUUCUGCCCCGACUCCUUGUUCCUGGAGGAGCACCUCAAACUGAUACACGGCGACACCACCGGCACCCACAGCGCCCUGCAGUCCACCUCCAUUGCUCCCCUCACUCUAGGAGAGGGUAGCAGUGACUCCAAGCGGGGCUUGACGGGGCUUGAAGGAAGGAGCAUUGGGGCUGGAGCUAGGGGGAUGGGCCUAGCAAGAGGAGGAGGAGGAGGAGGAGUAGGGACGAGGGAGAAGAAAGUGGAAGGGGGUUACGAGUGCGGAGACUGCGGCCGCCAUUUUAACUACCUGGGCAACCUGCGGCAGCACCAGCGCAUUCACACGGGGGAGAAGCCCUUCAUAUGCCCAGAGUGUGGGGAGAAGUUCCGGCACGCUGCCCGAUUGAAGAGUCACCGGCUGGGGCACAACGGAGGUCAGAGCCCCUUCCCCUGCCCCCAGUGUGGGAAGGGCUUCCCGGUACUCUCCGGCUUAAAGAGACACCAGCGGGUACAUACGGGGGAGAGUCCCUACGCGUGCCAGCAGUGUGGGCGGCGCUUCAAGGAACUGGGUAACCUGUACACCCACCAGAGGAUUCACAGUGGUGCCACGCCCUACUGCUGCCAGCAGUGUGGGAGGAGUUUCCGCCACCUGGGCACCUACAAGAGCCACCGCUGCACCCCCACACAGUGA
Messenger RNA from Coregonus sp. 'balchen', 2394 nucleotides. The record is from the annotation of a GenBank genome assembly. Lineage: Eukaryota; Metazoa; Chordata; Actinopteri; Salmoniformes; Salmonidae.